GGCCUCGAGCGCGGCCUGCCCCGGGAGCAUGGAGGACGAGGAGCCGGAGGGGGAGGAGGAGAAGGAAGAGGGGGAGGAGAAGGAGGAGGAUGAGGAGAAAGAAGAAGAGGAGCCGGCUCCCUGUCCCCUGACGGAGGAAAUCCUCAAGGAGGGCCUCUCUCUCCUCACUAAGACCGGCAACGGGCUGGCUCUCGCCUAUGUGAAGUUUGAAGCCAAAGACAAGGGCCUGACAGACAUCAGCCUCCUCGAACGCUUCAUUCACCUGCGGUAUGUGGAUUUGUCAAAGAACAAGCUGAAAGAUUUGGCCCCGCUGAGCAGCCUAACCCAGCUGCUUUGGCUGAAGGUGGAUGGGAAUCUGCUCACCAGUGCCAGCAUGCAGGAGCUGCCCUACCUCCAAGUCAUCAGCUUUGAUCACAACCACAUCAUGGAUUUUGAGGGCAUUACUCACCCCCUCCUAGCCAACCUCAGCCUGAAAGAAAAUAAAAUCCAGAAAGCGCUGGGCCUGAGUCAUGACCAGUUGUUCAGCCUGCAAGUCCUGGAGCUGCGAGGAAACAAGCUAGAGACCACAGCAGGGCUGGGUGUUUCCAAGCUCAAGAAGCUCUAUCUGGCCAAGAACACCAUUUGCAGCCUUGAAGGCCUUGAGGAGUUCAAGCAGCUGGAGACUCUGCACCUGCGUGACAACAAGCUUGAGGCCCUGGAUGGAUUCUCUGACAGCAUGAAGUGCCUGCAGUACCUCAACCUACGGAGCAAUGGGAUCAAAAGCUUUCAGGAGGUGGAAAAACUGCAGGUUCUCCCCAUGCUGCAGGCACUGGUGCUGAUGGACAAUCCGUGCACCGAAGAGCCCAAUUACCGGCUGGAGGUCCUGUCCCGGCUGCCACAGCUGCAACGCCUCGACAAGGAAUCAGUUGAGAAAGAGGAGCGGGAAGAGGCAGAGAAAAUCCGUCAGACAAGGAAGCAAACAGAAAUGGAAAUGGAAGCACCUCUUGAGGAUACAGUGACUGAGUGACCUGUUUUUAACACCUGUUCCCAGAGGCUGUCAAGAUGUAGUGAUGCCUUUCCCCAUAUGUGAGGCUGGGAAAGUGAGAGCUUUAGGUACCAGCUUCACCUCAUUUUACCUCUGGAGCAAAGAGGAGUGCUAUUCACCCUGGUCCUAGACGCUGCCCUGAGGCACUGCAGUGUUUUUGCAGUCACUGCACUAUGUUCUAUUCUCAGUAGGCCUGAGAGGGGAAAGGGGAGAGUUACAGGUUCUGUGGUUCGAUUUGAUUCCCAAAAACUCUGCAAGGUUUUCUGAUUUGAAUAAAAAUAAUUAAUGAGCCUGGA
Cyanistes caeruleus (blue tit) is the source of this 1320-nucleotide messenger RNA. RefSeq names its product leucine rich repeat containing 23 (gene LRRC23). The record is from RefSeq and is a predicted model, not a curated record. NCBI's taxonomy places the organism in Eukaryota, Metazoa, Chordata, Aves, Passeriformes, Paridae. Gene Ontology annotation, molecular function: protein binding.